UCGUACACAGAUUAGCAAACUCCCUGGAGGCGGUAUGGGUUUCAAGGCCACAGAGUAAGACCCCAGCGCCCGGAUUUGAGUACACAUCGGCUGGGUAUUUGCUGGCGGCCAUCAUGGGUUCACUGGACAGAAUGGAGGAUAAAGUCGUUUGAUGAGAGACUUUUGAUACGCAUUUAUCGUCGCUGUAAGAGAAAAAUAACGAAGAGCUUUGUAUUCAAACUGUGAGUUGGUUGCCGUGGUGAUCAGUUUUUUUACAUCAUUUCGUUGACACUUUUUGUAUUUCAACAGCGACAACUAUCACCACACCAUCGCCAUCUGCAACGUUUCUACUCUCUGACUACCCACAACUCUUGAGUUUCGAGAGUGAAUUUGGCCGUGCCUUAACGUAUGACAAACAUUUAGACUUAUUUAACCAUCAAUUCAAUCAGAGGGCGUCGCUGGAACUCGGUGUUGUUUUCAUACGGUGGAAAUGUUUGGUUGUAGACGGAAACGGUUUUGGCCGUCUUUGAUAGCUGUGGCCAUGUUGUUCGCAGUCAUGCGCUAUACUCUGCACCAUUAUCAAGACUUAGGUGACGUCAUGUCCCAUAAGCAUGUACACAGGUUUUCCAGCAAUGGACUUCUUUCUUCGUCAAGUUUAGGUCGAAGGCAAAGUCUCACUCACCGAGACACCUCACUGAUAGGUGCAAGUGUUAUUUCCCGAUCAAAUACGUCCUGGUCACGUGACGGUAGCGCGUGUAUUGGAGAUACUAACUUCGUGAAAACAGUUUUACACUCUCCAGCUGGAGACACACCAAUCUACGUUCACCCUGCGUCGGAGGAUAUUUGGGUGUCUGCAACAAUUAUAAAGGGAGAGGUAUGGGAAGGGGAUCUGGUGACAAAGUUCUACAACUUCUUCAAACAAGAUGACGAUCUUGUAUUGGUCGACAUCGGCGGGAACAUCGGCGUGUACGGGUUAACUAUAGCUAAAAUGGGGAGAAAGGCUGUACUAGUCGAACCUCUACUGAAGAACGUGAAGAAACUUUGCCAUUCUAUACGUGACGGUAAUUACACAAACGCGUACAUCGUCCACAACGCCGUAUCCAACACAAGGGUCAAGGUCGCCUUAGGGAGCAGCGCCAGGAACGUCGGUGGCACAUACGUGAAACCUGUAACAUCAGACAGCGAGGAGACAGCGCAGACCAUUUUGCUGGAUGAUUUACUGGAGGUGUUUCAGUUCUACAAAGUGGCAAUGAAGAUGGAUGUUGAAGGACAUGAGGAUGAAGUUCUUCUCGGUGCGGAGACAUUCUUCUCCAAGGUCGACGUCAGGUAUGUACUGAUGGAAUGGAACACACACCAGAACAAACCGGAAGCUAAAAAUAUCAUUGAGUUCCUCACCAAGCACAACAUGGUACCCGUACACCCGAUUAAGGAACAUAUGCUGCCCUUGAACAGAUCAGAGGACUGGCCAGGUGAUGUGAUAUGGAAGAAAGGUAUAUGAUGUAAAUAAAUCAAAAAGUGCAAUGUUUCAUUAUACAUAUUUCCUGAUCAUGGGGAUCUGGUUCAGAAUUGAUCAACAGAAACCCAAUGACUUGAUAAAUAGGAUGGACUAUCGGGCUCAGGGAAUGUUUCAUUCUACGUAUUUCUUUGUCGUGGGAAUCAGGCUCCUCAGCAACCAAAGUGAUAGGAAAAUAACUGAAUGUCAGGCUCGAUGACAUAAUUGAUGGAGCGGCAUCGUUACCUGAUGUUGUUGAUUAUUGCUGAGAAUGUCAACCAUUGGAUUUGUUUCCUGGCCGUGGGAUUCCGGGUCAGAAUUUCAACCAGCAACCAGGGCGGCAUAUA
Molecule: messenger RNA, 1818 nt
Organism: Haliotis rubra (blacklip abalone)
Lineage: Eukaryota; Metazoa; Mollusca; Gastropoda; Lepetellida; Haliotidae
Exons: 2
Coding region: 470-1477 (335 amino acids)
Source: RefSeq, a predicted model, not a curated record